UGUAUGUAUCGCCGUGUAUCUGUAUUAUGGUGUGCAACAUUGCCGGUCUAUUCCGAAUGUUGUGUAAACACAGUUUAUUUUGAGAAUCAAUUUUAGACGAAAUAUUUUCCCUCUAGAUCAAUUGGCAAAUAGUUCACGUGGAAAAUUGUUUUCGUCUAAGUCGAUUCUAAAUAUAUUAUAACCUGCUGAAUAUGCUUGAAAAAUGGCGGAAUGUGUAUUGAAAACUGUACACAAUUGACAUAUAUUGGAUAUGAGGGAUUUUAAAGGUACUUACAGUGUAACUCUCACAGAUGAACAGUUUUCUUACCACCAUGCCAAACUGUUUGGUAUAUACAACCAUCUGGUUAAAGAUCCAUGGAACACAAAUACAGUGUAUUUGAUAGAUAAUGACUGGAACAUUAGAAGAGCAGUUGGACAUGAUAUGUCAGUUGACUGUGGGCCUAUUGUUUAUACAAUACCAGAUGCCAGUAACCAGCAACUGGUGCCAGGUAGAUGUAAUGCCAGACUCCAUUUCCUGUCUGCUGAUCUAGCUGUCGUUUGCGAUGGAUCUGGUCAAGUUUUUGUUGUCAGCACUGGUAACAGACAAGAAAAUGGCACAGUAACUUGGAAGUGUUUGAUUUCACGAACAUUGCCAGAAGAGAAGACGCCAUGUUUGUUGAUUGAUGCUGUGGAGUUCUCCAAAGAUGAAAACCAUAAAAUUGAGUGUCUGUUGGUACAUGUGAUAGAAUCUACACCAGAACAGAAGGACAAGUAUAGGUCUCAGUAUCUCACUGUACUGGAGUGGAUUACUUUCACCUCAGUGGAUCGCAAGUCAUGGACACUGGACAGAACUCGACAACUUUUGAGCAGGAAACCAUUCUCAUAUGCUUGCUUAAGUAGAGAGGGUGAAGCCAUUACAAUAGCAGGGGAGGCAGACUAUGUCUUUACACAGGACUCUGAGGUGCCUGUGGUCAGUGAUGAGGAAAAGGAGGAAGAAAACUCAGGUCCAAGACCUCCAGAUUAUACAUGGCAUCAGACGCCAGAGGAUUUGAGCGUACAAUUUACUGUUGCUGAGGGUGUUACCAAGGGUGAUAUUUACUUGACCAUGUCUUAUAACCGGAUAGACUUUGGACUGAAGAACAAAUCUGCAUUGUUGAAAGGGAAUCUGUGUGGCGAGAUUGACACAGAAUCUUGUACAUGGACCAUAGAGGGUCGGAGAGUGGACCUUUAUCUUAGUAAGAAAACUGAAGGUAACUGGCCCCUUGUUGUAGAGGGAGACACUCGAGGAGAAAUGCUGGCAGAACCAUCGGAAGUUACAGCAAUACAUGAACGUUUAGCUUCUCUCACAUCUGAGGGAUGGAAUCCAGACCCAGACAAGUGUGAGAAGCCUUACAACACACAGCAGUUAGAGGAAUGUGACAUGUACCCUGAUGAUGAAUCUGUUCUGCUACAUAUAGAUGGAAACAGUCAUAAGGUAUCACACAAGAUUGGACUUGGAAGUCAUCAGUGGCUGUUCAAUGUUGAAAUGGGAGAGAACUCUGCUCCUGGAAUCUGUCUGAGACAUGAUGUUGAUGGGUUGCUAUGGAAACAAGAAGAAAAUGAAGAGUCCCGAUGGUCACACAUAGCAACAUUCAAUGCAUUUGGCUAUGUUCAAGCAUCAAAACAACAGAGAAAAUUCUCUAUGUCUCCUCCUGAUUAUUCCUAUGCUGCGAUAUGUGAUGGUAGCAGACAUAUGUACCUAUAUAGACAGUCUAUUCCUGUAACUACACCCUUACGCAAUAGAAAGACAGGUCAGCAAGUGAAUGCUGUUGCUAAGCAACAAGUUAUCUCCCUGGAUACAACUGAUGAUAUUCUUGGGUUGCAGACCAUGAAUGACAGACUAUUCGUUUUGACAAGGGACAAACUGUUUAUGAUUAAAGUUGGAUGAAAGAUAUUCAUAUUUCCUUGUUAAAGGGACCAAAUGUUAACCUGUAAUUUUUAUCUGUAAUUUUUAUCUGUAUUUGUUAUAUUCAAUCACUUACCAAUUGGCAAUCAACUGACCAGUGUCUGUGGUUUAUGUGUAAGAAAUUCACAGUUCCCAAAAAUGAGUCAGCAAAUGAAAUUGAUACAAAUAAUGCAAAAGGUUUUGUUACAGUCCCGAUUCCCUCCACAAAGAAAUUUACUGUUCAACUAUUUGUACAGUUUUGAUAUUAAGUUAUUCAAGUUACAGAGUAGGAUUAAUUACCUGUGUAAAACAAAAUACUAAAUGUACAUAUAGUAUUAUGAAAAAUAUUGUAAAAAAAGGAAUUUAUUAGUGUAAUAAUAUUUUAUUUUUUUGAUACAUUUAGAAGAAGUAAAUUAAAUCGAUUUUUACCAUAACUUUUUAUGUUCUCACUAAGUGAUAGACACGUUUUUAUUUGCAGAAUAGUGUAGAAAAUAGCCCUAUGUUAGCAAUGUCUUUUAAAUCGCUAAAGUAAAACUAAGCUAAACAGUAUUUUAUAUGUUGCUCUGUCAAAAUACAAAAUAAAACUUAAGUAAAAGAGA
This is a messenger RNA of Mercenaria mercenaria, 2502 nucleotides long. Its product is annotated as nudC domain-containing protein 1-like. The coding region runs from base 251 to 1906 and encodes 551 amino acids. The record is from RefSeq and is a predicted model, not a curated record. NCBI's taxonomy places the organism in Eukaryota, Metazoa, Mollusca, Bivalvia, Venerida, Veneridae. The transcript has 9 exons.